AUCUUUCUUGUUGGAAAGUCUGUGUUAAAACUUGAAAGAUUUAAUUUCCAGAAGAAGUUAAAACGUAACAAAAAAUCAUCAUGUCGCUAAAUGCCUUGCUCUCGAUGGUGGGACUAAAUACAUCAUCUUUUGACGGUGAAGAGAAACAUUCCUCGGAGGAUACGGAAAGGGACGUAUUAAUCGCUAAGGCCGUUACCAUGCUGGUUUUGUGUACUGUCAGCACGACUAUGGGUAUCGUACCGAUGUUUCUGGCCAAGUGGUUAAAGUGGGACAUGAACAAUCGAAACUCCAGAUCGAUGAAGACGGUGGGUAUUCUACUUGGCUUUGGCGGAGGCGUUCUCUUCAGUACGACGUUUCUUCACUUGAUACCAGAAGUCGAGGAAGGCGUACAGAACCUUAUUGAGUCUAACAAGAUACCCCAACUCAGCUUUUCACUGGCAGACAUGCUUGCAUGCUCCGGCUUUUUCAUCAUGUACCUGGUAGAAGAGUCUGUGCAUACAUAUCUCAGGAAGCGACAAAUGAUGAGACGAGAUACCAGCAAGAAGGACGUAAAUCUCAGCACGAACGAAUUGGUGGAAAACGGUCAAAUACAGCAGUGCGUUAGUAACGGUCACGCACAUACGGGCCACAGCCAUUUACCGGCGAUAAUGACUUCGGAUGAUGACUUCGUGAUAUCUUCGCUAAAAGGGUUAUUAAUAGUACUCGGCUUAUCCGUCCACGAAUUAUUCGAGGGACUGGCGAUCGGUUUAGAGAGCUCUGCCAAUCAUGUCUGGUAAUUGCAUCGCGAAUGCGUCUUAAUUCAAACCCUAAUUCAAAGCUCGUCUGCGCUCGUGCUCUAAAUUAACCGCUACAAAGGCGGAUUGUCAAA
Cyphomyrmex costatus is the source of this 868-nucleotide messenger RNA. RefSeq names its product zinc transporter ZIP3. The transcript is spliced from 5 exons. Gene Ontology annotation, biological process: zinc ion transmembrane transport. The record is from RefSeq and is a predicted model, not a curated record. Bases 81 to 776 code for a protein of 231 amino acids. NCBI's taxonomy places the organism in Eukaryota, Metazoa, Arthropoda, Insecta, Hymenoptera, Formicidae. Gene Ontology annotation, cellular component: plasma membrane. Gene Ontology annotation, molecular function: zinc ion transmembrane transporter activity.